AUGCGGAACAUUUAUUACGCCAUUUUGCUCGUAUGGUUUGGCCAGAUCUAUAAUGUUUGUGGACUGUCGGGGACAAAUCCCGUAAUUGAUACUAAAGUUGGCCCAAUUCGUGGUUUACGAGGGACUGAUGGCGAUUAUUCAAUGUUCCUUGGGAUACCUUACGCAGUUGUCAAUAAAACUAAUCCUUUUGGGGUCUCUUUGCGGCAUCCCAAAUUCCGGGAAGUGUUUGACGCUUUCGACGAUUCUGCAAUAUGUCCUCAAGUUGAAGAAUUUAACAAUACCAUAGUUGGAACACUGGACUGCCUUCAUAUAAACAUUUUUGUUCCCAACUCAGCCAGCCCAAAUAAUCCGUUACCUGUACUGGUCUACAUCUACGGUGGUAUAUACAUGAUUGGCUUCGCAGGCAGAUACUUAUAUGGACCUCGUUUCUUAAUGAAACAAAACAUUAUUUUAGUAACGUUUAACUACCGUCUUGGUCCGUAUGGAUUUAUGUGUCUUGAUACACCAGACGUACCGGGCAACCAAGGAAUAAAAGACCAAAAAUUAGCUCUAAAGUGGAUUAAAGAGAACAUAGAAGCGUUUGGCGGAAAUUCGAAUAAAAUUACAUUAUGUGGCAGCAGCUCUGGUGCCAUAACGGUCGACUUCCAUUUAAUGUACAGUCACGAAAAAUUAUUUGACCAAGUUAUCAUGCAAAGUGGUACUGCUUUAUACCCGUGGUCUAUGUUGCAACCAGAUACAAUGGUACCACUGAAAUUAUCUAAGCAUCUCGGCUCCACUGCCACCACCAUUAACGAAGCUCUAGCAUUCCUGGCCACAGUUAGUCCUAAUAUAUUAAUUGCAGCAACUUCAGAACUUGGCCUUCACUUUCGUCCGUGUGUGGAAAAUGACAUUAGAAACAGUGAAAAGUUUAUUUAUGACUAUCCUGUGAACAUAAAAAAGCCGAGUCUUGGGAAUGUUCCUGUCCUCUUAGGAUGCAACAGUCACGAAGCUCUUGCAAGUUUCGAAAUAAUUCCACCAGAAAAUUUUACACAAAUAAGUUUAUUUCUUGAUAAUCUAGAUCAGUACUUCAACUUAGAUUCAGAAGAACUUAUGAAAGUUCAGAAAAUAAUACAACACUUCUACAUUGGAGAUGAAAAAAUAAGUGUAGAAGUAAAAUCGGAAUCAGCAAAUUAAAUUCGGAUUUUUAUUAUAAUUAUCCUAUUGUUCGAACUAUACAAAAAUACCUUGAGAAUGGAUUUGACAAAAUAUAUUACUAUGAAUUUGCACACAGUGGAAGGAGGAACUUUUUGAAAGCCAGAUUUGAUGUAUCAGCAAAAGGAGCAUGUCAUGCAGAUGAACUUGGAUAUCUCUUCGAUAUAUCUUUCAUGGAUAAAAACAUCACAUCUGACGACAAGCUGAUCAUCGACCGUAUGUCUACUUUAUGGGCUAAUUUCGUAAAAUACGGAAACCCAACUCCACAAACAAGUGAACUACUCCCUCUUGAAUGGCCGCUGGUUACAACGAUUUACUGAAUUACUUGCAUAUCGACACAGAACUCAAAGUUAAAAAGAGAAAUUUCAAAGCUCGCAUGGCGUUUUGGGACCUGUUUUAUAAACUCUAUGAAAAGUCUCAAAUUGGAUACAGAGAAAAUACCGAUGAAUUUACAUGUCCAGCGACACUGCGCAAAGUAAUAUUCUAUAAACAAGUGAUAGAUGGCUACUCUUGCGUAUGA
Spodoptera littoralis (African cotton leafworm) is the source of this 1711-nucleotide messenger RNA. Lineage: Eukaryota; Metazoa; Arthropoda; Insecta; Lepidoptera; Noctuidae. The record is from the annotation of a GenBank genome assembly.